Molecule: messenger RNA, 3290 nt
Organism: Linum tenue
Lineage: Eukaryota; Viridiplantae; Streptophyta; Magnoliopsida; Malpighiales; Linaceae
Source: the annotation of a GenBank genome assembly
AUGUCAAGGCCAAGUCUUUCAUGUCUCUCCCUCUACCUGCUCACAGUCUCAGCCUUUUUCAUUGCCCAUGGAACCUCUCAGAGCCAGGAGAAUACAGCCGAUGACCGAGAAAUCCUGCUAAGAAUCAAGCAAUACUGGCAGGACCCGCCGCAGCUGUCUCACUGGUCAUCUUCAGGCUCCUCCUCGCCCUGCAGUUGGCCGGAAGUUAACUGCACCGUCGCCAACUCGGUCAUGGGGUUGAAUUUCAACUCCAUGAACAUCCCCGGUACGGUUCCACCAUUCAUUUGCGACUUAAAAAACUUGGCAGUUCUUGAUCUUUAUAACAACAGUAUUGCGGGAGGUUUUCCAAGGGAGCUCUACAACUGUUCCAUGCUCCAGUACUUGAAUCUCGGUCAGAACUACUUCGUCGGUCCGGUUCCUGAUGACAUCGACCGGUUGGCUCGCCUCAAUCAUCUCGAUCUCUCUGGUAAUAACUUCACCAGUGAUAUUCCGGCGGCCAUUGGGCGGUUGAAGGAGCUGAGAGUUCUGUACCUCAAUCAGAAUCAGUUUAACGCGACUUUCCCACUGGAGAUUGGCUUGUUAUCCCACCUGGAAGAGUUAUCAUUGGCCCACAAUGGGUUUCUGCCUUCGAGGCUGCAUUUCAACUUCACCCAGCUGAAGAAUCUCAAAGUGUUGUGGGUUUCUAAUGCGAAUUUGAUUGGUGAGAUAGCACCAACGAUUGGGGAAAUGGCAGCUCUGGAGUAUUUGGAUUUAUCUACGAAUAAACUCAAUGGAAGUAUCCCUGAUGGCUUGUUUAGGUUGAAGAACUUGACAGUGGUGUAUCUAUACAAGAACAGAUUAUCUGGACCAAUUCCUCAAUCCGUGGAGUCUCUGGAAUUGACCGACGUAGAUGUUUCGGACAACAACUUGAGUGGCUUGAUUCCUGAUGACUUCGGAAAGCUGGAGAAAGCCCGAAUCUUGAAUCUCUUCUUCAACAAUUUGGGUGGCGAAAUCCCAGAGAGCAUUGGCAGGCUUCCACAACUGAAAGAGUUCAGUGUGUUCACUAACAACUUAUCAGGCUCAAUCCCUGCCGAUUUUGGAAGAUACUCCAUGCUUGAAGUUCUUCAAGUUGACUCCAAUCGCCUUACCGGUCAACUUCCUGAACAUCUAUGCAGCAAUGGGAAGUUAGAUGGAGUUGCAGCGUACGAUAACUUUCUCAGUGGAGAGCUGCCCGCAUCACUUGGAAACUGCAGCACCUUGAGAUUCCUCAGCAUUAAGAACAACUCUUUCUCUGGAGAGCUUCCUGCUGGGUUAUGGACUGCAACUAAUUUGGAAACUCUUAUCAUUGGAGAUAAUUCCUUCACAGGUCAGCUUCCUGAUGAUAUGUCAUGGAAUCUUUCUCGAAUUGAGAUGAGCAACAACAACUUUACUGGGGGGAUUCCAAUUGGAGUGAGCAAUUGGAGCAACAUGGUGUUCUUCUCUGCAAGCAACAACUCCAUUUCUGGCACAAUCCCUCCACAGUUGACUUCCCUACCUCGACUCACCAAUCUUAUGCUAGAUGGAAACCAACUUACUGGUUCCCUUCCAUCUGACAUCAUCUCAUGGGAGUCUCUAACAACUCUCAACCUCAGAAGAAACCAGCUCUCGGGUGAAAUUCCUGACCAAAUUGGCAAUCUACUUCGUCUUUCAGAACUAGACUUAUCAGAAAACCAAUUGUCUGGCAACAUUCCUCCACAAAUCAGUCGAUUGCCUCUAACUUCUCUGAAUCUCUCCUCCAAUCAGCUAGCGGGAAACAUCCCACGGCAGUUUGAAAAUGGUGCUUUUUCCGAUAGCUUCUUGAACAACCCUGGUCUGUGUUCAAGCAACUCUGACCUGAACCUCAGUAGCUGCAACUCAAGACCUUCUCAAUCAAGCAAGCGUACUGCGACUCACAUCCUCGCCUUGGUGUUAAGCGUUUCAGCAAUCAUCGUCGUGGUAUCUGUCAUAUCAUCAUUUCUCGCCAUCAGGAAGCUUAGAGGGAAGCGAGUACAGGAUUCUGCCUGGGAGUUCACGUCGUUCCAGAAGCUCAACUUCACUGAGGAGAAAAUCCUUGCAGGGUUAACAGAGAGCAAUGUGAUUGGAAUGGGUGGUUCAGGGAAAGUCUAUCGUGUUGCUGUGGACCGUCAGAAUGAUUUCGUUGCAGUGAAAAGAAUCUGGAACGAUGAUGAUAACAAACUGGCUAAGGAGUUCAUGUCGGAAGUGGAGACAUUGAGUGCAAUCAGACACUCCAACAUAGUCAAGCUUCUGUGCUGCAUAUCCAAUGGCGAUUCUAAGCUUCUUGUUUAUGAGUAUAUGGAGAACCGUAGCCUGGAUUGGUGGCUGCAUUCCGGUACAAUGAAGCGGGCAGCACUGGACUGGCCAAAGCGACUCAACAUCGCCAUAUGUGCAGCUCAAGGUCUGGCUUACAUGCACCAUGAUUGUGUGCCUUCAAUCAUUCACCGAGACGUGAAAUCCAGCAACAUCCUUCUGGACUCCGAAUUCAACGCCAAGAUCGCCGAUUUCGGCCUGGCAAGAAUGACGAUGAUGAACAGCAGCAGCAGCAGUAGCAGUGGAGAAGAAGCUGCUGCUACGUUUUCCACGGUGGCUGGCUCGUUUGGCUACAUGGCUCCAGAGUACGGGCAGACGAGGAGGGUGAACGAGAAGAUUGAUGUGUACGGCUUUGGCGUGGUGCUGUUAGAGCUGACGACAGGGAGACAGGCGAACGGUGGGGGAGGGGAGGAGAAGAUGAGGACGACGAAGAGCCUUGCAGAGUGGGCCUGGGGCCGAGUCCAGGAAGGGAAGGCGAUCGGCAAUGUCCUCGACGAGGAGGUGAAGGAGGAAGGUUGUUACUUGGAUGAGAUGGUGUCUGUUUUCAAGCUGGGGAUUCUGUGUACGACCGCAUUGCCUUCGAGCAGGCCGUCGAUGAAGGAAGUGGUGCAGAUGUUGGAAAGAUGGAGAAGAGAGGGGAUUUCACGAGGGAAGAGUGGCAGUGAAAGGAGGGUAGACGAGAGCCCUCUGCUUAGGAACUCCAAUGGCGACAGUAGCUUGCCAGUGUGAUUAUGGGUGUAGAUAUUACAUAGCAAGGAGUUUGAAGUAGUCACUAGUCAGGCAAAGAUUGUAUUUUGGCGGGUUUUUUUUCCUAUUUCCAGCUGUAGUGGUAAAAGAAUGAAUGCACAAUAAACAAUCAUACAUACAUAUCCAACAAGAUAAGGAAUCGGAAUACAAUGUAUGAAUGUAACACAAGAGAUAUAUAUGCCCUCUAUCUGUGUGUUAAUUCGCACAUUUGUUGCUCU